AUGUCUAAUAUAUCUCUCGAUAAAGAGACGUUUUAUCGUCGAAUGAAAAGGCUGUACGCGACUUGGAAGGGUGCAGCUGCUGAUUCUAAAAGCGACGAGGCAUUAGCCAAGGCUGACUGCUUGGUUUCUUGUGUUGGCAUAGAUGAAGACACGUUAUACAGUAAAUCAACAGCUUUGCAGACAUGGUUAUUUGGAUAUGAGUUACCAGAUACAAUAACAGUACUUACUGAAAAUAGUAUGUGUUUUUUGGCAAGCAAGAAAAAAAUUGAAUUCCUCCGUCAAAUUGAAAAUGGUAAAGAAGAAACAGAAUUACCCCCAGUUAAGCUUCUUAUUAGAGAUAGAAAUGAUAAGGAUAAGGAAAACUUCAAUAAACUCAUUCAAGAGAUCAAAAAGUCCAAAUCAGGAAAAACACUUGGUGUAUUUGCAAAAGACAACUAUCCCGGUGAAUUUUGUGAAAGUUGGAAAGCUGCUAUGAAGGCUGAGAAGUUUGAAAAUGUUGAUAUUAGCUCUUCAAUAGCAAUUCUUAUGGCGCCAAAAGAAGACUCUGAAAUUAUUACAGUUAAAAAAGCUUGUUUAGUCACAGUUGAUGUUUUCACAAAAUAUUUAAAGGAUCAAAUUAUGGAAAUUAUUGAUUCUGAUAAGAAAGUAAAACAUUCAAAGCUUGCUGAAGGUGUAGAAGCUGCCAUAUCUGAUAAGAAAUAUGUUACUGGUGUGGACACAAGUCAAGUAGAUAUGUGCUAUCCUCCCAUCAUACAAUCUGGAGGAAAUUACAGUCUUAAGUUCAGUGCAGUAUCUGAUAAAAAUCAUUUACAUUUUGGCGCUAUCGUAUGUUCUUUGGGCGCGCGCUAUAAAUCAUACUGCUCAAAUAUCGUCCGCACUUUACUCGUAAAUCCAACAGACGAAAUUCAGAGCAAUUAUAACUUUCUUAUAAAUUUAGAGGAAGAAGUAAUGAAACAUUUAGUUGCUGGUGCAAAACUUUCAGCAGUUUAUGAAGCUGGCUUGGAACUUGCGAAAAAAGAAAAACCUGAUUUAGUUGAUAAUCUUACAAAAUCUUUUGGUUUUGCAAUGGGUAUUGAAUUUCGUGAAAGCUCAAUCGUGAUUGGACCGAAAACUUCUGUAGUAGCUAAAAAAGGAAUGGUGUUUAACAUCAACAUUGGCUUAGCUAAUCUCACAAACAGUGCUGCUACAGAGAAGGAAGGAAAGACCUAUGCUCUGUUUAUUGGUGACACUGUAUUAGUAAAUGAAGAGCAACCAGCUUCAUUACUUACUCAAUCCAAAAAGAAGAUCAAAAAUAUCGGUAUCUUUUUAAAAGAUGAUGAUGAAGAAGAAGAGGAGGAAAAGGAAAAUAAGACUGAAAUACUCGAAAAUGGAGGUCGCGGCAAAAGGACUGCUGUUAUAGAAUCCAAACUUCGAACAGAGCAUUCUUCUGAAGAAAAACGUAAAGAACAUCAGAGAGAACUGGCUAUAGCUCUUAACGAAAAAGCUAAGGAGCGUCUUGCAAAACAAUCCAGUGGCAAAGACAGUGAGAAGAUAAGAAAGAGUACAGUUUCAUACAAAAGUGUCAGUCAAAUGCCAAGAGAAAAUGAAGUUAAAGAACUUAAAUUAUAUGUUGACCGUAAAUAUGAAACAGUCAUAUUGCCUAUAUUUGGCGUUCCUGUACCGUUCCAUAUCUCCACUAUUAAGAAUAUCUCACAGUCUGUAGAAGGUGACUACACGUAUCUUAGAAUAAAUUUCUUUCACCCUGGUGCAACAAUGGGCAGGAAUGAAGGUGGGAACUACUCGCAACCUGAUGCUACGUUUGUUAAAGAAGUCACAUAUCGCAGUACAAACACAAAAGAACCUGGCGAGAUAUCGCCUCCCUCUUCCAAUCUCAACACCGGUUUCCGUUUAAUAAAGGAAGUUCAAAAGAAGUUCAAAACAAGAGAAGCAGAAGAAAGAGAGAAGGAGGAUCUUGUUAAACAGGACACAUUAGUUCUCUCACAGAGCAAAGGCAACCCAAAACUGAAAGAUCUGUACAUAAGGCCCAAUAUUGUAACAAAGAGAAUGAGUGGUUCUUUAGAAGCACACACAAAUGGUUUUAGAUUUACGUCGGUUAGAGGAGAUAAAGUGGAUAUUUUGUAUAAUAAUAUUAAGAAUGCCUUCUUCCAGCCUUGUGAUGGAGAAAUGAUCAUUUUGUUGCAUUUCCAUUUGAAACAUGCUAUUAUGUUUGGUAAAAAGAAGCACGUGGAUGUGCAGUUCUACACAGAGGUGGGUGAAAUCACUACGGACCUGGGGAAGCACCAGCACAUGCACGACCGCGACGACCUGGCUGCCGAGCAGAGCGAGCGCGAGCUGCGGCAUAAGCUCAAAGUGGCCUUCAAGAGUUUCUGCGAGCGCGUCGAGAACAUGACCAAGCAGGAGGUCGAGUUUGAUACACCCUUCAGAGAGCUUGGUUUCCCUGGUGCACCAUUCCGUAGUACAGUUCUUCUUCAGCCAACUUCAGGUGCCCUCGUAAAUCUUACCGAGUGGCCGCCGUUUGUUAUUGCGCUAGAGGAUGUAGAGCUGGUGCAUUUUGAGCGAGUCCAGUUUCACCUUAAGAACUUCGACAUGGUGUUUGUGUUCAAAGAUUACGCAAAGAAGGUGGCCAUGGUUAAUGCUGUGCCUAUGAACAUGCUGGAUCAUGUGAAAGAGUGGCUUAACUCAUGUGAUAUUCGCUACUCUGAAGGUAUACAAUCUCUUAAUUGGACAAAAGUUAUGAAAACAAUCACCGACGACAUCGAAGGCUUUUUCGAUAAUGGUGGUUGGUCAUUUUUGGAUCCCGAAUCUGACGCUGAAGACGCGGCCCAGGAUGAAGAAUCUGAAGAAGAGGAUGAUGCUUAUGAACCGACAGAUGUUGAGUCUGAAGAGGAGUCAGAAGAUGAUUCUGAAUACGAUUCGGAAGCGUCUGAUGCGUCUGAAGGCUCUGGUGAUAGUGAAGAGGAAGAUGAAGAGUCCGGUAAAGACUGGUCUGAUCUUGAACGUGAAGCGGCCGAGGAGGACAAGAAAGAGCGCAACUACGACCGCGAAGACUUCGAUCGGAAAAGAAAAGGCGGUCGCGACCGACCGCGCUCAUUCGAUACCGACGCCGACGAGGGCCGCAGUAAGAAAAGCAAACACGACAAGAGCUCCAGCCACCAUAAGAGCUCAAGUCACAAAAGCUCCAGUUCUAACCACAAGAGUUCUAGCCAUAAAAGUCCUUCUAAACACAGUAGUAGCAGUCCCUCGAAGAACCGUGACAAGCACCACAAGUCAUCGCACAACGACAGAGACCACAAGUCAUCGCACAGCAAGUCUAAUGGAGACCAUAAGAAGCACCACUCCAGUGACAGCAAAUCUCACAAGCGUUCCCGGGACGACAGUCGAGAUCACGAUCGCAGUCCCAAAAAAGCUAAGAAAUAA
Messenger RNA from Parnassius apollo (apollo), 3417 nucleotides. The record is from the annotation of a GenBank genome assembly. NCBI's taxonomy places the organism in Eukaryota, Metazoa, Arthropoda, Insecta, Lepidoptera, Papilionidae.